GCUAGUCUUUAUCGCCUCAGGUAUGUCGUUUCCACUGAUGUGAGUCUCAUGGUUUUCUUUUGUUUCUCACCUUUUGUCGGCAUCAGUUUUCAGCGCGUAAUGUUUCAGUCAUCUUAUCAGUUGUUUGGUUCAGUGUGGCAGUGUAUUGUUGACUUCUUCAAGUUUAGGUGCAUAUCGUUCACAGUUCAUUUAUGGAUGUGCUUUUGUUUGUUUUUCUGUUUUAAUGUUCUGACUGAAGCAGAGUCUAUUUAAGACAGUAGGAUGCUUUGCUGGCGGACUUGGAGUCGACAACCUCCCACAUCUCCAAGCGGCCGGUGUUUCUGCCGGACGAGACGCCCUACUCUUUCCCCACGGGAGGACCGGCCUCGCCCCCUGUACCCCAACCUCCCUCUGCUGAGGCCCUGAACGGAACCGCGCUCGACCCCCUAGAAUCCACCCGCUCAUCCACACAGUCCUACAGCAGUAGCUCCCCCCCCUUACCCCAAAGUGAAGACGACCACGUCUACAGCUUCCCCAACAAGCAAAAGAGUGCAGAGGCUGCCAUGAGUUCCUUCCUGGGCAGCAACUUGUCGGAGUUGGACCGGCUGCUUCUGGAGCUCAACGCUGUGCAACACAACACGCCCUCCUUCCCGACUGAGGAGGAGACAGCCCCGCCCCUCCCCUCUAGCAGCACCACCCACUAUGUGCAGGAGAACGGGAUUUCGGGGGCCGGCAAGGUGCCUCCCCCCACCAUGGAGAAGCCCAAGCGCAGCGUGGCCACCAGGGUCAUUGAAGACGUGCGCCCCAGCGUUGAGAGCCUUCUGGACGAGCUAGAAAGUUCUGUACCCUCCCCCAUCCCCACCCCCUUGGUGGAGUUUACAGAGGGGGAGGAGGAGACGCCCUCCCAGCUGCAGGCCAGAAUCUCUGCCUCCUCCGCCACACGGGAGCUCGACGAGCUCAUGGCCUCGCUGUCCGACUUCAAAGUCCAGAGCAAUAUCCUGGCCCAGGGGAAGAGCUUGCCCGCGGCUCCCCCCAAACAGGCCAACAAGCUGGACAACAUGCUGGGCAGCCUCCAGUCAGACCUCCAUAAACUGGGCGUCCAGACCGUGGCCAAGGGAGUGUGUGGGGCCUGCAACAAGCCCAUAGUUGGACAGGUGGUGACCGCUAUGGGGCGCACGUGGCACCCGGAGCACUUUGUGUGUACCCACUGUCAGGAGGAGAUCGGUUCCAGGAACUUCUUUGAGCGGGACGGAGCGCCCUACUGUGAGAAGGACUACCACAACCUGUUCUCCCCACGCUGCCACUACUGUAACGGACCGAUCCUGGACAAAGUGGUGACGGCACUGGACAGGAACUGGCAUCCAGAACACUUCUUCUGUGCUCAGUGUGGAGCUUUCUUUGGUCCAGAGGGCUUCCAUGAGAAGGAUGGGAAAGCGUACUGUCGGAAGGACUACUUUGACAUGUUUGCGCCCAAAUGUGGAGGCUGUGCCCGCGCCAUUCUGGAGAACUACAUAUCAGCCCUAAACUCCCUCUGGCACCCUGAGUGCUUCGUCUGCAGAGAGUGCUUCACCCCCUUUGUAAAUGGGAGCUUCUUUGAGCACGAGGGCCAGCCCUACUGCGAGGGCCACUACCACGAGCGCCGCGGCUCCCUCUGCUCGGGCUGUCAGAAGCCCAUCACGGGCCGCUGCAUCACAGCCAUGGCCAAGAAGUUCCACCCCGAGCACUUUGUCUGUGCCUUCUGCCUCAAGCAGCUCAAUAAGGGCACCUUCAAGGAGCAGAAUGACAAGCCAUACUGCCAGGGCUGCUUCAUCAAGCUCUUCAGCUAGGGAGCUAACCCACUCCCCAGCUGUGUGUGUGUGUGUGUGUGUGUGUGUGUGUGUGUGUGUGUGUGUGUGUGUGUGUGUGUGUGUGUGUGUGUGUGUGUGUGUGUGUGUGUGUGCCUGCGUUUGUGCGCAUUCGUGUGUGCAAUUCUCUACGGUUCAGCCCUAAGUGUGCACUUGCACCCUUCAUGAAUUUAAAAGGAAAUGACAGGUGUAUGAAAUAUAGUGGAAACUCCAGCCCAUGCCAACACCAAUCCAAUGCUUUAAAAUGUGUGGGGAGGAGUACACAGGAAGAGAAUCGGGGACACGUGUGUGUGUGUGUGCGCGUGUGCGUGUCAAAAGGUGAAGGCUUGGAUAGAAGGCCGUCGGUGGCUAUGAUGAGGAAGCAGAGAGUUGUCCCUUACUGUGCAUGUAGCUGAGAUGAGACUGGCCAUUAGAAAGCUCCCCUACAGUCACCUGGAGGUUACUGCAGACAGGACUCAAUGCUCCACAGAGCCUUCAGGGCCGCGGGGUUGACAUUUCAAGAGUUCCAGAAAGCAUGAGGUUUAAAGCGAGCCCAAAGAGAUUUUUGUAAAUGUAAAACGAGCAAGAGAAGCCAUUUUUGUGAGAGGCGGUUUUUAUGUUCUGUUCGAUUUAUUUUCCUGUCCUAAUAAUGGUAGACUGCGUUAUCGUGUGACCGACGUGUGGAGGUCAGGUUAUAGGGGUCCUGGGAUGGGUUUAGACAGGUGUUCAGGCAGUACUUAGUACACACAGAAUGUUGUUGACAUUCACCAGGCAGCGUUUUGCCUAUUAGUCCAAAAUAUGCAGUAUGUCGGUGCCAUUGCAAAUGCACACCUAUGAACUGUCUCUUGAUCUCAAACGCAAACACACACACACACAGAGACACACACUUUAUACUCUGAGAAGAGGAAAAGCUCUCGUCUCCUCUUUCCCUCCUCCCUUUCUUUUCACUUCUCUGUAAGACCAGUUCAAACACUUGGUGCUCAUUCAACUCAAUCAUAGAUUCCUCUCUCUGUGGCCCUCUUGGGGCCAUUUUACAGCCUGGUAUGGUCACAAUAUCAGGGUCCUAUUUUUGUACACUUUUCCUAUGGAAAUGUUCAUAUGCUAACAAGGACAGCUCAGCGGCAUUGAUUUAGUACAUCCGUUUUCCUUUUCCCUGUUUGCUUAAUUUUUCCAAUGGAACGGUACAAAACUCUCAAAUGUGUUUGUACAAAACGAGACAUGUUGUUUAGACACACAUACUCACACUCUGUCUCCAGACUAUAGCUCUUUUCGUUGUGCUAUGGACUCUCCGUUUCUAUUUUCUGUAGAUCAGUCUUUGCGCCACCGAUCUCAUAUGAAUUCUCAUUCAUGUAAUCUGAUUUUAAAAGAACGCGCAUUUGAAUAUUGUCUUUCCCUUGAUGUGGACAGGGUGGCGGUGUUUGGGUGAGUGUUGGCGACCUCUCAUCUCGGAAGCACUCUGCUCAUCCCUUACCUUCCGUCCGCUUUGGGUAGCGAGGCAGCUCUUAGCCUGGCAACCAAACUGAGCACAGCGUUCUUCAGUCUGGUGUAACCAGGCUAGGCUUCUCCCUUCCUAUAAGGAAACAGGACAAAAUACUAGAGCAUGUUGAUUUGAAACAACAUGUUAAUUGUGUGUAUUUUGCCUUUUUAUUUGCUACUAUUCGCCCACACAUUUAUCCAAGUCUUAAAAUGAAUAAAUCAGAGUGAAUGGAGAGUGCUUUUCUUGGGGCAAUGUUUUGUUGUACAUUUAGCUACUGACAAUGUGUGUGUUUUCCCUCAGAUACUUCAAAAGGAAGUAAUAGAGGGAGACUUGGUCCUUUUAAUGUACGGGGGAGGAUUGGUUUUUAACCUCACUGCUUAUUGACUGAUUGAGCAACACACAUUCUGCAAUACAAGUUGCGAGGAGGUUUUUGUCAGCAUUUUCUGCAUAUUUGUAUUACAAUCACAAUAUUAAAUUGACUUUAACAUACUUGGUUUAGUGGCAUGGAGCGGUAUUGUCACUGUAUGAUUUUGAGCUCUGUAGCUCACACUGAUAUGCAAAGAGCUGGCUCUAUGGACAAAGACAUAAGUGGACCCUAUUACACACACACACUAGGUUGGUUUCCAGGCAACAGGGCCAAUUCUAACCAUGGGUUCCUGAAAUGCCCUCAGAGUCACAUGGUAAUCUGGACACACAGAUCUGCAGUCAGUACCUAGUCUGUUUCCCAAAUGGCACCCUCUUCCCUAUAAAGUAUUCUGCUUUUGACUAGGACCCAUAGUGCUCUGGUCAAAAGUAGUGCACUAUAUAGGGAAUAGGGUGCCAUUUGGGACGCAUGACAAGUCAAUAAUGGCAUCCAAAUCUCCUCGUUACCUGAUCCCAAAUCACUGCAGUGGGUCAGUUUUGAGCAUUUGUUUUUGAUAUGUACGUAAUUGAUUUACUUAUUUCAUCAUCCACUGUUUAUUUUUUUUCAAGUGACCUUGUAAUGUUGCAUAUUUGAAACAUUGUGAAGCAGGUGAUUUUAACUUUACACAUGUUGCUUAUAUUUUUAUGCUAAAUCUUUUUUUAUGGUUUCCAACCCAGUUGUCAUCACUUGGCAUGUUGGUUGUGGUAUAUAUACACACACAUACGUUUCAUUUUCAUUUCUUAACACUUUGAAAGAAUAAAGAUAAUUGUGCUAGUGCCAAAUUUUCAAUGCAAUGUCUUUAACACUGUUGAGGUAUAUGGCGCACUUCCAAGUCCUUGCUGCGAUCGGAUUGGUGAAGCCAUUUUUGAUGUCGUAGAACAACAUUGGCUGGAUCAGCCAGUGUCAUGGGGUGCAUCUCAAACAUCUAAAUUGGCUUCCUCUCCUCUGUUUAUUUCCUCCAUAUGUGUUGAUGUGAAAGUACUGGACAGGUGAAAGCAAACCCCUCGAAUACAACCUCAAUAUAGCUUACAGUGAAGUGUAAAUGAAGAAGAGACAAAUAGGGAAGCCAUUUUAGACUAUUGAGAUGCACCUCUGGGUUUUGGGUGUCAGUAAAAGAGAGGCAAAUACCUUAGAGGGGGCAAACUGAGGAUGGCCUCACAGCACAGUAUAGUUGGCAGAUUAAAGGUGUAUAGUAAUUGUUGCUUUAAAAUUACUACAUGUUACUAUUGGUGGUUUUUGUGUCUGGCCUCCUCAGGCUGGGGUGCCAUUUCUGGUGAAACCCCCUGAGAUGUGGGUUUUUAAAGCACUUUCAGCCUUGCUAUGCCAUAGAUUCCUUGAGCUUCUCUAGUAGUGCAACUGUGUUGACAUGAACAUGAUGAAUCUACAGAGUGGCAUUUCACCUAGCCUGGUUAAUGAGGAAUGCUGCUAACAUAAUAUUCAGAUUUAAUUUUGAAAUUCAUAGACUGAGGUGUAGCAGAAGAAGGGUUAGUACUACUUCAUAUUGACUCUGUUUUAAGUCGGGCUCUUUCUAAGCCAUUAAAUCCUAAAUUGUUCAAGUUAGUGUGCCAAAUAAUGUAUCAAGCUCAAUGAAAUAUCCCUCUGGUAACCUUUAUAGCCAUGCUUUGGAGACCGGAGACACAGACAAUGAAAACAAGUGUAAGUGCUGCCAGGGUGCCUGAAUCUAGCCCUGGACAGUUACAGUUCAAAGUUGAAUGAGUUCCUCAAUCAAGGGGAAAUUACUGGAAAGAUUUCUUGAGAGUAGCCAUGACCACAGGUUUAGGCACCAGCCCAAAUGUUAUAAUGCAACAAAUGGGGCCCUUUAAAGAGAGGCUUGAGAGCAAGUUACUUUGGUGUAUCUCUAGACACCCUAUGUAAGUUUUUAUUUUUAUCUACACCCUAUGUAAAUCAUCAGGGAUUGUGAUUAUUAUUUUUUGCUACAUUUAUUUAUCCUAUUACAUUUCUUUGCUUUAGUUCAAUACUCUCUCUGUUGACUCAGAAAUCCCAGACCUAAGUGGGAAGCAACCCAUCUGCCUAGGCAGACUACUCUCAAAGCCUUUUUAUUUUAAUGUUUCCAAGUUAACCUUGACAUUUGAUCCCCUUAAUUUAUCUGAAAGGAACUAUUUUCCCCCAAUACUCCUGAGUGGUGCAGCGGUCUAAGGCUCUGCAUCGCAGUGCUAGAGGCAUCACUACAGACCCUGGUUCAAUCCCGGGCUGUAUCACAACCGGCUGUGAUCGGGAGUGCCAUAGGGUGGCACACAAUUGGCCCAGCAUCAUACGUGUUUGUCCGGGGUAGGCUGUCAUUGUAAAUAAGAAUUUGAUCUUAACUGACUUGCCUAGUUAAAUAAAAAAGUGGUUUUGUUUUUUCCUUUCCUUUCCUCCUGCCUGUUUUAUUUGCCCAUGUACCUCUGUUGUCAUGUUUUAUGGGAUGGCUAUAUGGUACCUGAUUGCUGAUAAUUUUUAAUUAAAUGUGAUUGAUGCCAAUAAAUAAAUUGUUUAUUUCUGA
Molecule: messenger RNA, 6185 nt
Organism: Salmo salar (Atlantic salmon)
Lineage: Eukaryota; Metazoa; Chordata; Actinopteri; Salmoniformes; Salmonidae
Source: RefSeq, a predicted model, not a curated record